AUGUCAUGAUCCCUCUGGAGCAAUAGACCAAAUUAAAAUAAUGAUACUGAACUCUGAACAGAUGAAGGAAGUGUUUCCUGAGCGCAAGCAACAGUUCCUCAACAAAUCAGAAAACUCUGAAGAUGACGGUUUCAAAACUGAUUCAGAAGCUAACUUGACAAGAAAGAACAUUAGCCCUGUUACAACUGAUAAAGCUGUAGCUAAAGAGACCUCAUUAGAAACAACUUUAAAAAGUGAAGUUCCUACAUACUGUUGCACAAAAGCUUGGAUAGCUACAGGAUACGUAACAGGACCAUGUCAGUGUGUGCUGGCGAAAGAAUUAGGUUCCAAACAAGAUGUGGAUCUGUGUUCACAAUCAAAACCCAGUGGCAACAGUAAUGUUGACUCUAAACUAAACAGUCAACUGCCAAUUUCUACAUUAGAUACAGUUACUAAGACACAACGUGACAGAACCUUGAUUAAAAUUUCUGGCCCCAAAACUGCAAAUGAGUUUAAGCCACACCGAGUAGAUCAAGCAGUUUCUCGACUUCCGUCCUUCAAGAAACUAAAUUUGCAAAACCCCAAACAAAAUAAUGAGCAUGUAAGGAAAGAACUGUCACACCAUGCAUCUUCUCAGCCCUUAAAUAUAGCAAUGGAAGCAGUUGAAAUCAGUACGACACGUGACAACAUAUGUGCAAGAGGGAAUUCAUCUACAGCUGGAGCCCGGAGUCUUUCAAAGACAGAAGAUGUGGCAGUUGUCAGAAAUUUCUGCAGAAAUGAACAGAAAACUAAUAAGGUGGAUACUUUUCGACACAGACGUAUAGAGAUUAAACACAGUACAAACUAUGAAAGGUACAAAAUUAAGCGGGACUCUAGUGAAACACACAUGAUUAAGGGUCCCACACAUAAGAGUUUGAAAAGACAAAAGGCAAUAGAAAAAAAGCGUAAAGCGUUGGCGAUCCAGCAUAAUGAUGCCAUAAGUGCUUCAAACAUAAACAAUGUUGGCUCAUUUUCUCAGACAGGUGAGAAACCCCAACAUAUUUCUACCUCACAAUCACAAGAGCAUUUGAAUGGAAAGAAGUUUGUAAACAUAAGAGAUUUGGAGAAACAUUAUGGAUACAAGAAAGUAGAACAUAAAGAACGGACUUAUUCUGCGCUUAACGAGUACCAGUCUGAGGGCACUGAACACCCGUCUGAGCAUACCAAACCUAUUAAAAGGAUAAAUUUGGAAAAAUAUGCUUAUUCAAAAGAGAGAAAGAAAGCAUGGAAAUGUAGAAGUUCACAUUUAGAUAAUGGGAAAACUCGGACACCCCAAAAACAAAGGGUGCGUCCUCCUGGUAUAUCUAAAAUGUGCUCUCCAGGCAAAGAAGUAAUGCUGGAUGCUAAUAAAAGAGAGAAAUGGUCUGAGAGAUCGCUUUCUGAUAAAAAAUCUUGUUUUAAUAGAAGAACUAAUAAGCUGUCGAUGUUUCUUCAGAGGGAACCAAAGAAAACCUACUUGAACCGAGUUGCUUUCAGACGGACUGCGCACAAAACCAUUUUCCUAACAAACAUAGAACCAUCACAUUCCAAAUCAGUUUGGCAUGUGAAAUCAUGUAGUCUUUCUGGAUUGUCUAAGGAGAAAAGAAAAAGCAGCUUACCUCCACAGCAGCCUGAAGCAGAGAAACCACCAAUGCUUCAAUUCAAAAUGUGCCCAGAUAUAUUGUUUAGAAAUCCAGUCACGGAAGAACAAAUAUCAGAUGCAAGGGAGCUUCCUGAAAAAGACAGAGCUCCUGUAACAGGUAUGUAAUCCUAUUUCUAUCACAGUAUGAUUUUUCUAAAUUGUUAGAUUUUCUAAUACAUUUUGUUGAUGAAUGUUGGUGCAGUAGCUAGGCCAUAGGCUCACUUACAUAAAUGUCUGAAAGUGAAAUUAAAGGAUUCAGACCUUGGUAUGUUAAUAACAGUGCCUUGGGCAUGAAAUAAACGCAACAAAUAUUUCCUUGAUCUCUCAUUUUAUAACUGAAUCAUUCCUUCCUCCCUUCUUGCAGUUAUUCAGUUUCCAUUGCUUGCAUGUAUAAGGAAGAUAUUAGCUCUUUUGGCUAAUGUGGCUAGAUACCUUUCAUGUAGAAGGUUUUCUUUUCCCACCCACCUCUCAUGGUACCAGGGACUUCCUUUGCCUGGACAAGUCACUUGUGAAGCUGUGCCUAGCUUAACUGUUAGCCAGUUAAAGCUUUAUUACUGGGGUUUGCCGAAAUCCAGACAAGGCAAUUACAGUGGGCCCGUGUGAUACGUGGCUUUCAGCAUACAUUGAAAGCUGCGCGGGAGCACACUGGGUGCAAGGGGUGGCGCGUCUCAUUCACAUGAAUAGGGCACGCACAUGCUGCCACGCCGCCACAUGCACGAACCCCAUUCAUGCAAAUGGGGCUUGAGCAUGCGUGGAAUUCGGCUUAUGCGGGGGGGAUCCGGAACGGAUCCUCCAUGUAAGCCGAGGGAGCACUGUAUAUAAAAAUAUUUUGGAUGCUGAAUGUCAGUUUAUGAAAAAUGUAGAGUUAAGAGUUUCCUGAUUGACCUACCUACCUUUGCAUCUCCUAUUGAAAAACAAUCCCAGCUGCAUGCAAGUGGAUUAGGGUCCCCCCCCUUUUUUUUUUUUUAAAGUCAGAGCUUUGUAUGAUAAGUUAGGAUGAGAAAUGAUGACUGUUUCAGGGCUGUUGUGAAUUCCAGAAUUCCAUUAUGUCCUGCAAAGAUCAUACUGCUGUAUGAUAUUGCUUUGGACAUGUGGAGACCUGUGGCACUUCAUGAAACAGUAAAUAAUAGUGAC
Molecule: messenger RNA, 2773 nt
Organism: Sceloporus undulatus (fence lizard)
Lineage: Eukaryota; Metazoa; Chordata; Lepidosauria; Squamata; Phrynosomatidae
Product: retroelement silencing factor 1-like
Exons: 1
Coding region: 41-1765 (574 amino acids)
Cellular component (GO): nucleus
Molecular function (GO): histone methyltransferase binding
Source: RefSeq, a predicted model, not a curated record